Spinacia oleracea (spinach) is the source of this 1647-nucleotide messenger RNA. Its product is annotated as peptidyl-prolyl cis-trans isomerase FKBP53. The record is from RefSeq and is a predicted model, not a curated record. Gene Ontology annotation, molecular function: peptidyl-prolyl cis-trans isomerase activity. The transcript is spliced from 10 exons. Bases 139 to 1455 code for a protein of 438 amino acids. Lineage: Eukaryota; Viridiplantae; Streptophyta; Magnoliopsida; Caryophyllales; Amaranthaceae.
UCUAGAAUAUUAACAUCACCAAACAUUACAAUUGUGAAAUGUUAAGCAAGAGGUUCAACUAGGGUUUUAGCAUUGCGCUUCCAAACAGUGCCUCUCUUCUUCCCUCUUCUUCGUCUUCCUCAGUGAAUUUCACAGAAAAUGACUUUCUGGGGGGUUGAAGUGAAACCAGGAAAACCCUAUACCCUUUUUGCCGAGGAAUUGAAUGGAACUUUGUGUUUAACUCAGGCCACUUUGGGAACUGGUUCAGCAGUGAAGAAGAGCACCCUUCAGGUCAAUGUAGGAGAGAACGAUCCAGUUUUUCUCUGCACUUUGUUGCCUGACAAGACAGAAUCUUGCUCGUUGAAUCUUGAAUUCGAUGAUGAUGAUGAUGUGAAAUUCUCUGUUGUUGGCCCCACUAGUAUCCACCUGGCUGGCUAUAUUGCGACUUAUCAAGAAGAACAUGGAGAUGAUUGUGAUUCUGAUUGUGAUUCAGAUGGGGAAGAUAUUGCCGAGGGAGAGAGCAGUGACUAUGAAUCUGAAGAUUACGAGGAUGAGUUUAUUGAUGAUGAUGGAGAUAAUACCAUGUUACCACCUUCACCUGUCCGAAACAGUGGAGUUGUUAUUGAGGAGCUAGAGGAUGAUGAAAAGGCUGCAAGUGAAAAUGGUGUAUCAAAAAAAUCAAAGAAGAAAAAACAGUUGGCUAACAAUGACAAAAAAGCUGAAAAACAAAUUGUCAAGGGAGAUACUGGUGCCCCAGUAUUGGAGAGUGAAGAUGAAGAUGGCUUUCCAGUUUCUUCAUCACGUAAAAGCGAAAAUCCUGAAGCAAACACAUCAGGAAUAGCUGUGGAAGGGAAGAACAAGAAAAGGAAGAAGGGUGAAGGAAAAGAUGAUGUUGAAUCUGCAAAAAGUUUAAAAGAGGAAGUUGACGCUAUUACUGGUGAUGAACAGAAAAGUGAUGCUAAUGAAGCUACUAAUGGAGAUUCCUCUGAGAACAAGAAAAAGAAGCAGAAGAAGAAGAACAAGAAAGCCAAGAUAGAGAAGGCUGAAGAGGUUUCAAAUAUAACGCCAAAUGCAAACACAGAAGAUAAGCAGAUUAGCAAAACUGAUAAAGUAGCCAAGCAAUCUAAAUCAAGAGUUAAGACCUUUCCUAAUGGUUUGGUCAUAGAAGAUGUAGCUAUGGGAAAACCUGAUGGUAAAAGAGCUUCUCGUGGAACUAAGGUUAGUGUUCGCUAUGUUGGGAAGUUGCAGAAGAAUGGCAAACAAUUUGACGCUACAGGCAGUAAACCCUUCAAGUUCCGUCUAGGUAUUGGAUCAGUCAUCAAGGGGUGGGAUGUUGGUGUUGAAGGCAUGCGUAUUGGAGACAAGAGAAAGCUUACAAUUCCACCUUCAAUGGGUUAUGGUUCUUCUGGCGCUCCGCCUCAGAUUCCACCCAAUGCAUGGCUAGUCUUCGACGUUGAAUUGGUCGAUGUCGCUUGAUAGAGCUCACUUUCAUCGGAAGUUACUUUUCUGGUAGAAGUUUUGAGGCAGUGUUAAUUUCAGUAUGCAUGGAAAAGCAAAUUUUGUUUCUUGUACCUAAAGAAUGAUGUGUUUUGUGAGAGAAAUUUAAAGCUCUGAGAAAUUUUGAUUGACAUUAUUUGAGGCUUAAUGAUAUCGAUUUAUAUUGCACAA